UUCUUCCACUCUGCUACACACGUACAACUCAGGUCUUCGUACAAACAAGAACCUUCACGAAGAUGGGUAUGGUGUUGGGAAAGAUUAGCGUAGAAACACCAAAGUACGAAGUCCUCCAAUCCUCCACCGACUACGAGAUCCGAAAGUAUCCACCGACGGUAGCCGCACAAGUCACCUACGACCCCACCGAAUUCAAGGGAAACCGUGAUGGCGGCUUCACCGUUCUGGCAAAUUACAUCGGCGCUCUUGGCGAAGCCCACAACACCAAACCAGAAAAGAUUGCUAUGACAGCCCCUGUCAUCACUCGAUCAUCGGAAUCUGAGAAGAUUGCUAUGACGGCGCCUGUCUUCACCGCGAAGGGCGGAGAUGGUGAUGGGAAGAAGAUGGUUACCAUGCAAUUCUUAUUGCCUUCAAAGUAUAGCAAAGCAGAGGAAGCCCCCAAACCGACCGAUGAGAGAGUGGUGAUAAAGGAGGAAGGGGAGAGGAAAUAUGGAGUAGUGAAGUUUGCGGGAGUGGCUUCGGAUGCGGUGGUGGAGGAGAAAGUGGAGAAGCUGAAGAAGAGCUUAGAGAGAGAUGGGCUUAAAGUUACUGGGGAGUUCUUGCUGGCUAGGUAUAACCCUCCUUGGACUUUGCCUCCUUUCAGGACAAAUGAGAUUAUGGUCCCCAUUGAGUAAGAGAUUGCAGAGUUGUAUUAAUCUACUUAUAAUCAAAUCUAUUUCUUCUAAAAAAUGAAACUU
Telopea speciosissima is the source of this 737-nucleotide messenger RNA. RefSeq lists its product as uncharacterized. The transcript has a single exon. The coding region runs from base 63 to 674 and encodes 203 amino acids. Lineage: Eukaryota; Viridiplantae; Streptophyta; Magnoliopsida; Proteales; Proteaceae. The record is from RefSeq and is a predicted model, not a curated record.